AUGCGGAGUGCUUGGGCUCAUCCUAAUGCUUCACACUUGACCUCUGCCGUGGCCUUGUACAUCCCUCAAGCUUCCUCUCCACCCUCGAAAUCCAUCGGCUUCCCCUUCUACACAGAAGAGAGGACCGAAGAGAUCAACGCGCAGCUGCAGCGCGUGCUGCGCAUGCGCGAGGGCUGCGACCGCCGGCUGGGCGAGGUGCGCAAGGGGCUGCUGAUCAACGAGCAGAGCACGCGGCUGCGGAGCUUCCGCCACGCCUCGGAGAAGAUUCCUGACAGAGUGGACAGCACGCUGAAAUGGGAGAAAGAGGAGCUGAAGGCCAUGAAGAGGAAAAUGGAGGUGGACAUGGAAAAAACAGAGACCUUACUCAAGACUCUGGCCACCUGCCGCGACACGCUGGGCUUCUACUGUCAGGAGCGGCUCCAGGCCGCAGAGCUCAUGAACCAGCCUCUGGACAAGGUCCUGGAGCAGGCCGGCCGCCACUCCUGGGUGGACCUCUCCCGAGCCCCUACCCCUCGAACCCAGGGCCUGAAGACACCGCCUCCCGACCCUGUGGGUGCCUACACCCCAGACUGCGCGGCGGCCCUGUUCGAGGCCAAGCGCCUGCUGAUGGAGUCCAAGGAGGCGCUGGCAGAGCUGGAGCGCGGCUCCAGCGGCCUGGACGAGCAGCAGCGGCAGAUCGGGAACCGCGUGAACAACACGCUCCUGCAGAAGAUGCGGGAGACGCUAGAGCUGAAGGAGCGGAUAAACAUGACGCUGGGCCUCAUGCGGGGCACCAUCCACCGCUGCACCAAGUUCAGCCAGGAGAUGUACGUGACGUGCGGGAUCAUCAAGGGGCCUCUGCUGAAGACUCACAUGGAGGCCCGAGAGAAGCUAGACAGACCCCUGGUUCGAAUGUACCAGAAGCACGUGGGCACGCAGCUUCCCGAGGCCACACGCCUGGCUCAGGGCACCGACCAGCUCCAUCAGCACAACACGCUCAUGGAGAAGAACUUGAAGGAGCUGCUGGCCACCCGGGACAAGCUGGCCGGGUGCCUGGGCGCCAAGGAGAUGGGCUACCAGAUAGACCACAGCGUGGUGCGCCUGCGCCGGCGCCAGCAGAACCCGCACGUGGGCUACGAGCAGGCCCAGCAGCUGGUCCACCACUGA
Dipodomys ordii (Ord's kangaroo rat) is the source of this 1146-nucleotide messenger RNA. RefSeq names its product coiled-coil domain containing 105 (gene Tektl1). NCBI's taxonomy places the organism in Eukaryota, Metazoa, Chordata, Mammalia, Rodentia, Heteromyidae. The coding region runs from base 1 to 1146 and encodes 381 amino acids. The transcript is spliced from 9 exons. The record is from RefSeq and is a predicted model, not a curated record.